AUGAAACAUUUCCGGCAGGCUCGUCACCGGUAUGAGUGCAUGAGGUGGAUACGUGAGGGCAGAGCUGAUCUGGUCAGGGUAGAUGACACGGACCUGUUUGCCGCAGGAACUUUUUACAACCUUACUCCCGUCGUGGCGGAGAAAUACAACAGAGUUCGUGGAGAAGCAGCAUUCCGCUAUAAGGCUGUAGCUCUGAUCAAAGCUGGUGGGCCCGUCACUUCGUUGGAUGCUCUGCGAGGCCGGAAGUCUUGUCAUACCGGCGUGGGGAAAACUUCCGGUUGGGUGGUUCCGGUAGCAAAUCUCGUUACUAAGGGUUUAAUGACGAUUCAAGAUUGUGAAGGUUCUGUAAAGGCCGUAGGAGAUUUUUUCAGCGAGAGCUGCGCGCCAGGAGCCAUGGAUCCGCAGAACAACCCAAACGGUAACAAUCCGAGCAAUGUGUGUGCGUUGUGCCAAAACCCCAGAGCGUGUUCGGAAGCCGAUGUGUACUCGGGUUAUCUCGGCGCUUUCCGAUGCCUGCACGAAGGUGGCGGAGAGGUGGCUUUCGUUACGCACACGACAUUAAAUGACGCUACAGCGUAUUACGUUAACCGAGAACUGACACCUCCACGUCAGGAGGAUUUUCGACUUCUGUGUCCUGACGGUCGAGUAGAGGAAGUGGCUAACUGGGCAAAUUGUAGCUGGGCCACACGUCCUUCUGAUACUAUAGUGACGUCUGCAGCUAAGCCCAGAGAGAUGACAAGCUUGUACCGGAGUGUUCUAGUCCGUGCAGCCAGGUUCUUCGGCCCCGGAAGUCGAGAGUUCCGGAUGUUCAACUCAGCGAAUUAUGGUGGAGAAAAUCUCAUCUUCAGCGACAGGACCCGUGUACUGGAGGGGCUAGACCCUGAUGAGGGUUACCGUCAACAGAUGGAUGCCGGUUAUUUAGCUACCAUGUAUAACUACACAAACUGCCGCACAAAGAUGAGACUGUGCAUGACUUCGGCUGGAGAGGAAGUCAAGUGUAAAGACAUGCAGGCGGCGUACUUGGCGAACAGAAUCACGCGAGAUUUGAGCUGCGUGAGAGCCGGAAGUGCUGAACAGUGUCUGAACAAACUUAAUCAAAAAGAGGCUGAUUUAAUGUCAGCGGGUGGCUCAGACAUUUACAAAGGUGGACGAUAUUAUAACACUGUUCCGAUAGCCUCAGAGAGUUCCCAAACAACAGGGGAUGGUGAGGACGGUUACUGGGGGGUGGCAGUCGUCAGGAAAGACAAUAACGACAUCGACAUCAAUAAUCUGAAGGGGAAAACGUCUUGCCACACUGGUAUAGGGAAAAGUGUUGGUUGGAAUAUCCCUAUCGGCUUGUUGGUGUCCAAGGGGGAGAUAACCGAACAAGCUUGCGACGUGCCCAGAUCUGUCGGGGAGUUCUUUAGCCGCAGCUGCAUUCCCGGUGCGCUGGAUUCGAAAUACAAUCCAAAGGGAGACAAUCCGAGUACUAUGUGUUCCAUGUGCGGCGGUGCGGACAAGUGUGCCAGAAAUAGCAGUAAUCCGUUUUAUUCGUACAAUGGAGCAUUUCGCUGUUUCAUUCAGUUUAAUGCUGAUGUUGCGUUCGUUGCACAUACGACCGUUCCACUGAAUACAGACGGGCGCAAUCCCCAACCCUGGGCCCGGAACCGAAGGUCACGUGACUUCGAACUACUGUGCCAGGAUGGAAGCCGACAGCCAGUCACAAGCUGGCGCACGUGCAAUCUCGGAAGAGUUCCGCCGCACGCCAUUUUGACUCACAGUGACGUCUCUAGUGAAACGCGCAGGUAUUUCUACGAUGUCCUCCAGACGGCGCAGUUACAAUUUGGCAACGACACCAACGUGAAAUUUAAAAUGUUUGAUUCGCCCUCAAAUUCUUCCAAUGAAAUUUUUAAAGACGACACAGUAUGGCUUCGCUGGAUUUCUCUUGAGCGUCAAAACUACGAGGAAAUCCUAGGUGAAGACUAUCUCAACACGCUUACCGCCUUGGACAUUCGCCAAUGUGUUUAG
This is a messenger RNA of Liolophura sinensis, 2007 nucleotides long. Its product is annotated as transferrin 2-like. The coding region runs from base 1 to 2007 and encodes 668 amino acids. Gene Ontology annotation, biological process: iron ion transport. Gene Ontology annotation, cellular component: early endosome; extracellular region; plasma membrane. Lineage: Eukaryota; Metazoa; Mollusca; Polyplacophora; Chitonida; Chitonidae. The record is from RefSeq and is a predicted model, not a curated record. The transcript is spliced from 8 exons.